CUCUUUCUCAGUUCCAUUCCGAAUCUCGAACUACAACUAUAUUGAUAUAGAAACUAGAGAACAGCGUCAUUCAAAUUGCAGGGUGUUGUUUUACUCACUGUACAGCGAAGUUGAGAAUUGUGUUGCCAUAAAUAUAAAUAAAUUAAAUCUGUGAAGGAGAAAAUAAUGGAUUCGAGUCGAAGAGCGGUGGAAUCGUACUGGCGGUGGCGCUUGAUCGAUUCAGCCACCUCCGAUGAAGAGAAAGUCACACCUGUCUACAAACUUGAUGAAAUCUGCGAGCUCCUACGCUCAUCGCAUCCUGUCAUCGUCAAGGAACUCUCAGAAUUCAUCCUUAAACGCCUCGACAAUAAAAGCCCCGUCGUCAAACACAAGGCUUUGAGAUUGAUCAAGUAUGCGGUUGGAAAGUGUGGUGUGGAGUUUAGAAGGGAAAUGCAGAGACAUUCGGUGGCAAUUCGGCUGUUGUUACAGUACAAGGGUCAAUUGGAUCCUCUGAAAGGCGAUGCACUCAACAAGGCUGUGAGAGACACUGCUCAAGAGGCUAUCUCUGCUGUUUUUUCUGCGGAUGAUAACAUCAGCAAGCCACCGUCUUCGGCUUCUGCUUCCCCUGAUCUCAAUAGACGGAUCGAAGGGUUUGGGAACACCAACUAUCAAGCUCCUUCUCAUGAUAAGAAAUCGUUUCUCAGUGAGGUUGUUGAUAUUGGAAGUGCAACCAUUAAGCAAGGACUCAAUGCCUUCACACAGGGCCCUUCUUCGCUUAUCAAGAAUGAAGCUGCGAGUGGAACAUACAAGGACAGAUAUGAACCCACUGCGUAUGGUAGUGGAAUUACGUCGGCACUUUCGCAGAACCAAUCUGGUGGCCCUUGGAAUCAGGAUGCAGGUGUAACUAGGACGGAAUUGUCGAAUGGGAAAACGGGUGCUGAUUAUGCCGAGAGUAAGACACAAGAGGAGAGAUUGCUCGAGACAGUUGCAAGUUCUGGAGGCGUGCGCCUGCAGCCCAAUCGAGAUGCCAUUGAAGUUUUCCUAAGAGAGGCUUCAAAGUUGGAUGCCAUGGCUUUAUGUCAUGCCCUUGAACAAAAGCUCCAAUCUCCAAUGUGGCAGGUUCGUGUCAAAGCUGUUUGUGUCCUAGAGUCCAUCCUUAGAAACAAAGAUGAUGAUAAUUUUUCACGUAUGGCGACUUACUUUGCUGAGAACAAGGAUCUGGUGUUAAGAUGUUCGGAAUCCCCCCAAGCCUCUUUAAGGGAAAAGGCAAACAAGGUUCUUGGUCUUUUAGGUGGAGGCCAACCAAACAGUUCCAUUAAUUCAGAGAAGGCUAUGAAGAUGGAUAGUGCUGCUGUUGCUGAGUUUCCUGACUUGUUAGACACUGGUGAUUUUAAUGACUAUCAUGGAACAGGCGAUGCUACAAAGAGAGUAAAUGAUCAAAAUAUAGCAAAUUUGACACCAUCCGUACCUCCGGCACUGGCUGAUGUUUUAUUUGGAAAUUUUAGUAACGAAAUAAAAAAUGAUGAUGACCCCUUUGCUGAUGUGUCAUUUCAUUCUAAUGAAAACAAAGAGCAUAGCGAUAUCUUUUCAAGGAUGACUGUUGGCAAUGAUAAACAGAGUCAUCAUGUGAGUAAUGACAUUUUUGCCACUAAUUCCAGGCACGGAAAUAAUGGAGAGUUUGUUGGUCAUUUAUUGGCUGGCUUGUCUGUAGAUGAAAAUACAUCCAGUGCAAAACAGAAAGCAACAUCCCCUGCCAUGCAAUCUGAUUAUUUUUUUUCUGGUUUAAAUAGUCAUGCCAGUCAUCUGAGACCGGACAACGGUUUUGGUGGCAUGUUGGGCUCUCAGGCAGUUGGCUUCAAUGUAAAUUCCGUAUUUCCUUCUGGUCAUCCAUCUUAUGCUGCACAACCUGGGAUUAUGUUGAACCAACCAUAUUCUUCUCAGCCACUUAAUUAUGCCAUGGGAAAUCUCUUGGCUCAGCAGCAAUUUCUGGCAACAAUGACUAAUUUCCAACACCUUAAUAAUGUCACCAGGCAUGAUACCAGUUCAGCUAGAAAUGAUGGAAGCAAUGAAAGAACACCUCUUCCGGACAUAUUCCAAUCAAAAUUUGCAACGCAAACUCCUAGCUCAAUGAUCAACAGUUCAAAGAAAGAAGAAACUAAAGCAUUUGAUUUUAUCUCAGAUCAUCUUGCUACAGCAAAUGACUCAAGGAGAGUGAUUUGAAAUUUCAAUAUCUUACUAUUGUUGACAAAGAUUUAUGGUGCUUUACGACGCUGUAGUGGAUUUCACACGAAUAAAUCAAACCCGUUCAUAAUUUCCGAUGAAGAAAGUUGUUUUUCUUUGCCAUGAUGGAGCAUUGUCGAUGUUUUUUUAUUUGUCCGUGUCGUCAACAAAAUAUGAGCACAGUUAUAGCAAUUGGAAGAAUAUGUAAUGGUUACUACCAGUUCCCGAUAUUUUGAACGAAAAUGAACUCUAGAAUGUUGCCUUUUUAUUCAUUUUAUUCUUUUUGUAAGUAGUUGAGAUUUUUUGAGCUGUAUUGCGGGCACUAUCAGCAAUACCA
Vigna unguiculata (cowpea) is the source of this 2536-nucleotide messenger RNA. Its product is annotated as ENTH/VHS family protein. The record is from RefSeq and is a predicted model, not a curated record. NCBI's taxonomy places the organism in Eukaryota, Viridiplantae, Streptophyta, Magnoliopsida, Fabales, Fabaceae. Gene Ontology annotation, cellular component: trans-Golgi network membrane. Gene Ontology annotation, molecular function: phosphatidylinositol binding; ubiquitin binding.